Messenger RNA from Toxotes jaculatrix (banded archerfish), 1518 nucleotides. RefSeq names its product protein C19orf12 homolog. The record is from RefSeq and is a predicted model, not a curated record. The coding region runs from base 134 to 559 and encodes 141 amino acids. Lineage: Eukaryota; Metazoa; Chordata; Actinopteri; Toxotidae. The transcript is spliced from 3 exons.
AAAGCAUUGCGGCCGUAGACAUGCAAGCUCAGAAGUCAGUAACAGCAUUAACCAGGUGAACAGAGCAUAGAAGAAUUAAUAACAUUGAAAUAAACUGGACAGAUAUUGAUGAGGAUUUCAUAACACAGCAAGUAUGUGUCAUCGAAUUGAUGAUGUUAUGAAGCUGUGUUGUGAGUUAUCUGCCAAUCAGCAAAUCCAGACCACAGUGAAAGGCUCAGGGAAGGGAGCAGCAGCAGCUGGAGGGCUGGCAUUUGCCGGAGGCUUGGUCGGGGGUCCUCUGGGUAUUGCAGUGGGCGGUGCUGUUGGAGGCCUUCUGGGCUGCUGGCUGACCAGUGGACAGUUCAAACCGCUGCCCCAGAUCAUAAUGGAGCUCACUCCUCAGCAGCAGCAGAAGCUUUAUGAUGAUCUCAUGGUCAUCCUGGGGGACAUUCAGUGGACAGAUUUGGUCCAGCUCAGUGCUCUGGUGAUGGGCAACGCCGCCCUGAAGCAGCAGCUUACAGCUGCUCUUCUUGGGUAUAUCACCAAGGAGCUCCAGGCCGAGGUGCACUAUGUGGAUUAGUGUCGGUGCAAACACAGGAAAAGCUGCCUCAGAGGCUGAAGGGCUCAGGAGGAUGGAGUCUUUGAAAAACAAUGUGAACCCUUUUUUUAUGAAGCUGGAGAGACUCUUAAUUAAAUGUGAAACCAUGGUCCUGGAGAAAGAUAAAACACAGGUUAGCACAUUAUUGCGAAUUAAAACAUCUGUGUAUUUGGGUUAACUUAUUAAGGGAAGUGCACUUAUCAUUUGAAGAAAUUAUUUAUUCAUUAAACCUUUAAUCGUGUUGAUGAUGGUGUCUGGCUUUAAAAGUUACUCUGAAUGAAGCCCUGACUACAAUGACCUGACUGCAGCUACAGUGAAGCACUGCUCUCAAAAAUAUAGUCUAAGGUCAUAUUUAAAUGCGGAGAUAUGUGCUAAGUGAGCACCAUCAGUACAGUGUGAAAUAUUUUGAUUUAAAGUGAAUUUAUUAAGUGUAGGAAUUUACCAGUGUUUGUGUACAAUAUAUUGCCAAAACUGACUGACAUACAGUUCUAUAGCACAUUGUGAAAGAAACACUCUUUGCUUCUACCAUUACUGGUAUACAACUGUCAUCUUGUCUACUUGACAGAAAAAUAUUAAAAUGGAAAAAAGGUCCAUAGAUCUCUUGUAGUUCCUGUGUAUGAUUUGUCAGCUCAAUUCUGCAACACUGAAACAGAAUCAGAAAGCCAGUGUCCAGUCCAGCCAGUUUAAAAAACAAUUGAAAUCUUCCCUUUUAUUCUGUGUGCAAGGAAGACAAAUUUUACCCAUGUUCUAGUUAGUUUGUGAUACUGACUCAUUUCUAUAAAGAGACCUGGCUUUUGCUGUUAAAAGCUCUACAGGUCUUUAAAAUACAACUCUGGCUACUAAAACUAUGAAAAUGUUGUAUUUUUAAAAGCAUCUGUGGACCAUUUUCUAAAUGUUUAAAAAUUUUCAUUCACUUGUUUUCUGCCCUCAAGUUUUGUCUG